GCAAAUAGACGUCACUUAAAAUGGCCGACCUUGAAGUAGACGUUAUUAUAACAGGCACCGGUAUCACUGCAUCGGUGAUUACAGGAUGCCUAGCUUACAGUGGUUGCAAGGUGCUACAGAUUGAUAGACAUCAUUGCUACGGACAAAACAAUAGGACGUUGUCAAUCAAACAGCUUCUUGAAUCGUCGGAUGCGCAUUGCCUAAACUCUCCAUACUAUCUGAAACAACAGUAUGAAGCAGUAUUUAAUCAAUGUACAACACAGGAUGUAACUGGCCAUACAACGGUAUCCGGGUCAUCAGAAUCAAAUGUAGUUCCAACAGAAUGUAUUACUCUAGACACUAGCAACCACGUCAAUUUUAAAGAACAAAAUCGCUUGAUGGAGCUAAUGGAUAUAAUGUACAGUAAUAAAGAUCCAACUCCGCAAAUAUUGUAUGAAAUAUCGCCAUUUUAUAAAGAAGGUACCAGAGCAAUAGAGGUAUUGGAUAACCUCUGCGCAAAUAGUAGCAAACAUGCCCUGGAUUUGUGGCCAAAAUUAGUAUACAGCUCGUCUGCUGCCGUAGAUCUCCUGGUUAAUUCCGGAGGACACAGCUAUAUACACUUCACUGAUGCUAAUGGACCGGUGCUAUAUGGCCAAGAUAACGCAAACAACGAACGUAUACAACUACAGGAAGUACCGCAUAGCAGAAAUGCUAUAUGCAGAUCGCAAAUGUUAGAGCCUUUGGAAAAACGAACGCUCAUGCAAAUGGUGACUGAUAUAAUGGCAGGAUACUGCCUACCACAAUUCUCAUCACUGUCACUCAAAGGAACUGAGACAACAUCAAGUGGUACCGGUAAUAUUGCAGAAAAUUUAGAGGAGCCAGAUAAAAACUGGCUAGAGUUUCUACGAACAAGGGGAUGUACACCAAAUAUAAUCAACGUACUGUGCUAUGGAAUAUGCAUGGGAGGUUCAGACGUUGGUACAUGGACCAAAAAGGAAGGAGUGCAACGACUUGUAAAGUAUGCCCAGUCGAUCAAUCUAUAUCGGGAGUCAAAUUCGCCAUUCAUAUACCCAAUGUACGGAACAGGGGAUAUUGUGCAAGCAUUCUCCAGAGUUUCAGCAGUACUUGGCACAGUCUUCAUGCUGAGGACGUGGAUAACAUCCAUAGGUGAACCACAGGAAAACGGAUUGCGCAAUGUUACGCUUUCUAAUGGGAUGACCGUACGUACAAAGUUAUUACUACUAGAUGGCUCACAAAUCGGCGAUACGCUGUAUAACAAGCAAGUUCAGUACCAACAAAAUAGAGAUAUGAUGGAUACUCUAGCAGAGAAACCUGCCAGCACACAACCACGCCGAGUCCACGUGCUAGGAUUAAUCACUGAGAAGCCAAUACUCCCAUCACUUACAUUAGCCGUGACAACAGAACCAAGUUCGAAUCCUGACGAGACAAAAGACCCAGUAUACAUUAUACAAUCAGGAGCUGAAGCUGGAGCAACACCGGAAAAUACAAAUGUGAUAUAUUUGAUGACCGUAGACAACACUGAAAAGGCAGAAUUUAAUGAUCUGGCAAAUUGUACACACCCAACCAUACAACGGAUGCUAAGAAUAUGCAAUAAACUAUGCCCAGACAAGGGUGUAUUGGAAAGGGCAUUACUGUCGAUCUAUACAGCACAUGAAGUGGGUACAGAAGUUAAUAGUGACCUAGUCAAUAUGGAAGCACACAGAGGAUGGCUUUCACAAGAUGGAUGCUAUAUGAAAAAACAAGGACUUGGGGUCGCAUUCAUACCGAAAGUUAAAGCAACACCAGUAGUGCCACUCGUCGAAGAAAUACCAUUGGCAAUAUCAGUUGUUAACACUUUACUUGCAAGAAAUGAAGCAUACAAAACAGCAUACGAUGAUAAGGAUCUCGGAAAAUACAUUCAUGUCACCCGCCCCGAAGACACAGAAGACAAUAAUAUGGACAUAACAGCAGAAAAGUUACAGUCUAUAAUAGAGAAGUACGGAUAAAAUAUAUUAUAAAUAUUUGUUUACUUAAUA
Molecule: messenger RNA, 2015 nt
Organism: Babesia bovis T2Bo
Lineage: Eukaryota; Apicomplexa; Aconoidasida; Piroplasmida; Babesiidae
Product: GDP dissociation inhibitor family protein
Exons: 1
Coding region: 21-1985 (654 amino acids)
Biological process (GO): small GTPase-mediated signal transduction; protein geranylgeranylation; vesicle-mediated transport
Cellular component (GO): cytosol; cytoplasm; Rab-protein geranylgeranyltransferase complex
Molecular function (GO): GDP-dissociation inhibitor activity
Source: RefSeq, a predicted model, not a curated record